This is a messenger RNA of Meloidogyne enterolobii, 3522 nucleotides long. The record is from the annotation of a GenBank genome assembly. NCBI's taxonomy places the organism in Eukaryota, Metazoa, Nematoda, Chromadorea, Rhabditida, Meloidogynidae.
UAUGGCGGAGGCGAAGCAGGAGGUUCAGCAUACCAAAUUGUUGGAAGGUUCCAGUGAUCAAACUGAUACUCCUCCAGAAAUUGGGAGUCCAGAAGGCCCCAAACUCGUCAAAUUUCUCAAUUUUUGGGAGCAGUUCAAUCUUGAAAAUGGCUUUAAACUUCUUGGUCACUCAAUCGGCGUUUACCCCCUGGCAUUUCUAAUUGCUUCUUUGAUUCUUUCUUCGCUUUCUGUUGGGAUUUACUGGUUAGAAAUAAAAGAUCGUGUUAGAGAUGGUUACACACCUACAACUUCAAUGUCUCGUUAUGAGACCGAUGUUCUAAAAGAAUUUCUGGGGUCUACAGGCGAUCCUCUUCUAACAACGGUGCUGCUUAGAGCUCGGGAUGGUGGCAGUAUGCACAGAUUGCGCUGGUUAAACGCUUCAGUCAAUUUGCAUUCUUUAUUGCAUCUAAAUAUUUCUGCCGAUUUGGAUGGAGAGCCUAUCUACUAUUCCAACAUUUGCGGCCCUUUUUGUGAUGCAAAUGUGCCUAUCAAUUAUUUCUAUGAGUCACUUAAUUCACAACUAACGCGCCUUCAUGCUGGAAAACGGCCGAGCAAUUCUCUUAACCUCACUUAUCCAAUUUCGAGGGUAAAUGGCUUUGAUUUGCACUUGGAAAGAAAUUUUUAUGGUGUUAGACUUCGCAAUAAUAAUGAAACUCGCAAUCAAGAAGAUCCUGAGGUUUCUCAGCUUUCAAAAUUUACCAAUAUUGAACAUAUCGAGGCAAUAAUGAUGACCUUUAGAGCAGACAUUUCCCAUCCUAAAGAUGAAGAAAAAAUGGCAAGGUGGGAGAUGCGUGUUUAUGAAUUCAGUCAAAAUCAGUUUAAUAAUUCAUUAAUUGAAAUGUUGGUACUUGGAUCAGAAAUUGUGGAUUAUGAAAUGGCUAAAGAGGCGGAAAAGACUGUCCCCUAUUUUGUUAUGGGUUUUCUCUUUAUGUUUGCAUUUGUUAUUUAUACUCUACUUAUUGGUGCUUUCUUUUAUGGUGUAAUGGAUAGAGCCAAACCUCUAUUAGCUUUAGGCGUUUCCCUCUGUCCAGUACUCGCUAUAACCUCAACAUUUGGAGCAUGUACUCUCGCUGGUUACCGUACAAAUUCUGUUAUUCUUAUCAUGCCAUUCUUAAUUUGCGGGAUUGGAGUUAAUGAUGCUUUUCUGAUGGCUCAUUCAUGGAAUAGAACAGCUCGGAAGCAUUUGCCAAUUCCUGAAAGAUUGGGUAUUAUUUUUGAAGAAGUUGGUCCAUCAAUAACAAUUACUACUCUUACAAAUGUUGUUACGUUUUUGAUUGGAGCAUUGACACCGACGCCAGAAAUUUCACUUUUUUGUUUGGCCACUGCUAUUGCACUUGGUUUUGCUUAUAUUUACACGUUAAUGCUUUUUGCCCCACUUAUUUACUUUGCAAGUAUUUUUGAAGAAAGAAUGGACAAUUCUGGGAAUAACACAUUUGCAUUUUUGGAUAAAAUUAGACAAGAGACUGAUUUAUUAUUUAAUUGGAUUUUAAAAUUUUAUUGUAAAAUAAUAUCAAAUAGAAUUUUUGGUUUUUUACUUUUAUUUGGUGUACUUAUUUAUUGGUAUUUUGCUUUGGCUGGGACACUUAAUAUUCAGGCUAAAUUGGAUACUGAAAAAAUUCUGCCAAGGAGCAGUCCAAUUCUUGAGCCACACAAAUUAAUUUCUCAUAUGGUCUGGACAGAAUAUUAUCCUCUAACGAUUUUGGUCAAUAACCCAAUUGAUAUUCGUUUGAAGGGGCAAUUUGAUAGAUUCAAUACAAUGUUGGAGGAGUUUGAAGGGCUAAAAUUUUGCAAAGGUAAACAAUUCACCAUUUUAUGGCUCAGAGAUUAUAUAGAAUAUUGUAAAAUGGCUGCCCUCUAUGAUUUUGACUUUUUUGAUAAUAGCAAUACUUCAUCAGAAAUGCAUAUCGAUUCUUUGUCAAGUAGUGAAACUGGAUUUGACUAUUCCCGUCUAGAACAAUUUCUUAGUUCUCCAUUUUACAAGCAUUACAUUCCUUUUCUUCGUUUUUCUUCAAAAAUUAAAAGGCCAAUAACUGGACAAGAAUACCAAGUUCCAAUUUCAAAAUUUUGGUUUUCCGUAACUUAUCACAACACUGUUAGUUGGGAAGAGCGCAUCAAUUUAAUGCAGGAAUGGCGAAGAGUUGCCGAAAACUAUCCAGAUUUAAACGUGACGGUUUGGGAAGUUAAUUCAAUGUUUGUUGAUCAAAUGUUAAGCCUCAAGUCUUUAACACUUCAGACAACAUUUUUAACUCUUUGUUGUAUGGCUUUAGUCUGCUUAAUCUUCAUACAAAAUCCUCUUUCUGUGGCCACGGCAUCUUUUGCAAUUGGAUCAAUUUCAAUUGGUGUUAUUGGUUAUUUAAGUUGGUGGAAUUUAAAUUUGGACCCGGUAACCCUUUGUGCAGUACUUAUGUCAAUUGGAAUGAGUGUAGAUUUUACAGCACAUGUGUCUUAUCAUUUUCAGCUUUCACACAAACGAGAAGUUAAAGAAGGCCAACUUGUGGAAAAAAGAUUAAGUAAAUCAAUCGACAAACUUGAAAAUACCAUUCGCUCAAUUGCUUGGCCAAUGUCUCAAGCUGGUCUUAGCACAGUUAUCUGUGUUUUUCCACUCGUAUUUUUGCAGAAUUAUAUUCCCUUGGUUUUUGUCAAAACAAUUUCUCUUGUUGUCAUUUGGGGCCUUUUUCAUGGACUGGUGCUUUUACCUGCAUUUUUAACUUCAUUACCUCCACAUUGGUUAGAACUAAAUUGUUAUCGAAUGAUAAUUCAAAGGCUUCAAUUAAUGGGGAAUGAUAACCAAAAUAAUAUUGAAUCAACAAUAACAAAAGGCGAUGAUUUGGAAUCGUCUCAUCCUUUAGUUGGCCGUUUAAGUUAUAAGGAAACAAAAAAAGAAAGUGGAGAAUGAAUGAGAUUAUGAGAGAGAGUUUAGGAGGGUUUUGAUUUUAGUUUUUUUAAAAGGUACAAAAAUAGGUUUUCCUCACCUCUACUUAUAGAUACACCCUAACUUACUUUGAGUCCAAUGUCCCGCCGGGCUAUAACUUCGUUCAAAACAGAGAUGGGUCGGAAUUCCGAUUUCCGACGUUUUUUCCCUCCGAUUUCCGAAAAUUUAGGCUGAUUUCCGAUUUCCGACAGUUCCGAUUUCCGGCACCUUCACCAUAUCCAGCUCACCUCUGGUUCAAAAUUAUCGGAUCUGAAAUGCCCUGGUAUGGGUUAAUCCAGCCGUCGAACCAUGUCAGGGCGUUCCAGAUCCGAUAAUUUUGGUCGAAGUUAUAGCUCUGCGGUACGUUGGCCUGCUUCCAUGAAUGUAAUUCUUUAAGUUUUUAUUUCUUAAAAUCUCAAUUUUAUAUUUACUUUUAGCUUUGUUAGUAGCGAAUUUUAACAGAUUUCUGGCAUCAUUUGUUCCAUACAUUACUAUAGUACAUUGCUAUUAACGAAAGCUGCCCUUUGAAGCAUUUCUCCAUAUUUUAUUUAAAUUUUUUGUAAAUAAUUUUA